Messenger RNA from Solea solea (common sole), 1230 nucleotides. RefSeq names its product serine and arginine rich splicing factor 10a (gene srsf10a). The record is from RefSeq and is a predicted model, not a curated record. The coding region runs from base 129 to 905 and encodes 258 amino acids. Gene Ontology annotation, molecular function: RNA binding. Lineage: Eukaryota; Metazoa; Chordata; Actinopteri; Pleuronectiformes; Soleidae. The transcript has 6 exons.
GCUGUGUAUCCGCAGCACUUUCGACCACGUAGCUCGUCUUAUUCGCAGCUAAGCAUCAAGGUUUGUGGAGAAUAUCGGAAAUAAAACACAGUGACGGCCGAUAAACUUGUAGUACGGUGCUGCUGGAUAUGGCGAGGUACCUGAGGCCCCCUAAUUCCUCUCUCUUCGUAAGAAACAUCGCCGACGAGUCCAGGCCAGAGGAUUUACGGCGAGAGUUUGGUCGUUAUGGGCCUGUUGUAGAUGUCUACAUUCCACUUGACUUCUAUACACGAAGACCGAGGGGAUUUGCUUACAUUCAGUUUGAAGAUGUCCGCGAUGCAGAAGAUGCACUUCACAAUCUAGACCAUAAGUGGGUUUGUGGACGCCAGAUUGAGAUCCAGUUUGCCCAAGGAGACCGCAAGACCCCUAACCAGAUGAAGUCCAAGGACUCAACUCCCCCUCGCAGUUUCUCUCGCCAUGACGAUGAUCGUGAUAGCCGCCGAAGACGGUCCCGGAGCCGCAGCUACGAUCGGCGGAGGUCACGGAGCCCCUCGUAUGAACGUGGUCCUCGGAGAACUGAGAGAGAUGAGAGCCCUAAAGAGUCUCGGUCAUACAAUAGACACAGACGCAGCAGAAGCCGUGAAAAUGAAAAGUACAGACAUCCUCCCCGUGAUCACCACAGGACACACAACGAGCCACGCUCUCAAAGCCGCUCUGUGUCACACUCUCCUUCCUCCUCCAGAUCCAGACCCAAAAGUAAAAAGAGCCAGUCCCAGUCUCACAGCCCUGCUAAAGAUGUGCACCCACCAUCCAGCUGCCAGAAAGAGUCCGUGGGAAGAUCUCCCUCCCGUUCCUACUCUAGAUCCAUGUCUAGGUCACGUUCUCGUUCCCGGUCCUGGGCUGGACGCAAGUCUGGUGGUCACUGACUGUCUAGUCUUCCAAAGCUUUCUCUGUAGUAGUGUUUGAGGAUGUUUCUGUUAACUGCAUUUAUGUAUUAUUACUAGAAUGGUAUAAGGGCAGCAGCUGAGAUUUUCUUUUUCCCUUAAGUUUAGAAAAUUCUCUUUUUGGGUCUCAAGAAAGCACGGGCCAGGUUAAGUUGUGUAGAAUCUGUGUAAUGAGGACUGAAGGUGGAAAAAUUGUUAUGGUUCUAUUUUUACUUCAAGUUAGCAAUAUGUACAUUGGUACAUUUGUCAAUAUUAUGCUUGUCUCUGUUUGGUGUAUGUAAACAUGAAUAAAUACGAUGAACUCCUA